Messenger RNA from Populus euphratica (Euphrates poplar), 1460 nucleotides. Lineage: Eukaryota; Viridiplantae; Streptophyta; Magnoliopsida; Malpighiales; Salicaceae. The record is from RefSeq and is a predicted model, not a curated record.
UUUUGAGCACUUCAGGCUGAAUUAUUUUACUGUUUUUAGCUAUUCAUCGUUGACUGAUAAAAAAUGGUCAGAAUUGUUGUCUAAAUGUUUUGGAGAGGGAGCCAAACUCGCAAGCAUUUCUUAGUCACAGUGUAACACAAUCAAGGUCUAAAAAUAGACUUACACAACCACAUUCCCCUUUCAUUUCGCUGCAUCCCAUGAAUCUCAACCCAACAAAACUCCUUCAAUUGUUUCUCCAAUUUCAUCCAUGAUCAUUGUGUCCCUUCUAUGCUGGCGCAGAGCAAGUUUAGAGAAGAGGCCACCGUUGCUGCCCCCAGCCAACACUAGCCCCACGAUCGCCAUAGUAAUCAAGCAACAUGACUUAUAAUGCGCAUCCUUUUCAGCUUUUAGAAAUCAAUGUCAUAUCAGGCCAAGAUCUGGCUCCUGUAUCCAAAUCUAUGCGUACCUAUGCAAUAGUUUGGGUGCAUCCAGGAAGGAAACUGUCUACCAAGGUUGACCAAAAUGGCCACACCAAUCCUCAAUGGAAUGAAAAGUUUGUGUUCCGCGUUGAUGAAAUAUUCAUAAAUGCUGAAAACUCUUCUAUCAUGAUUGAAGUCUACGCCGCAGCAUGGCUACGCGAUGUUCAGAUUGGAUCUGUAAAUGUUCUGAUAAGCAACCUGUUUCCUUCCCAUAACAACAACAACAAAAUGCACUUCGUUGCGCUUCAGGUUCGUCGCCCAUCAGGACGGCCUCAAGGUAUCCUCAACUUGGGGGUGCAGCUGCUGGACACUACAAUGCGCAGCAUGCCUUUAUACACUGAACUUAGUGUGUCUGCAGCAGGCUUCGAUGACCUCAUUGAUGCGAAAACCAUCGGUCAAAGCCUUGAAGAAAAGAGUGCAAAGUUGCGUCGCACGCAGAGUGACCAAACUGACCAGACCAUCUCUGAUAAAUCUGGCGUAAAAGAGAGUGGUGUCAGGUCACUUGGUGGCUCGCUGAUUAAUUCUUCGGUGGUAAAACGAGAUAAUGGCAAUGGCAAUGGCAAUGGAAAUGGAAAUGGCAAUGGUAGCUUGAUCAAUGGAUCACUUUGCUCCGAUGUGGGGCCUUCUGCGUCUGUUGUAGCAGCAGCAAUUGCUAAAGGAUUAAUUAAAACACCAGCAAAUGCUGUUCAACACGAUACAGAUGGCGCAACGAGCUCAGUUGUUGAGGAUUGGACCGAAAAUGAUAGUAUCGAAGGCCUAAGAACAAAACUCGAAAGAUGGAGAACUGAACUUCCUCCAAUUCAUGAUAGUGAUCUUCGGAAGAUGCAAUCGAAAGGUAAACUUAAGAAGCAUAGACGGAGGACAGAAGGUGGAGGGCUGUUUACAUGUUUCGGUUUCGGAUGUGAAAUUUCCAUUACCUGGGGUGGGCGUAAUAACAAGAAGAAGAAUGGCAAGGGAAAAGUCUACCAUCUUAGCUCUGUGGACAGUCAAUCAUAUUUAUGA